Molecule: messenger RNA, 693 nt
Organism: Hypoxylon trugodes
Lineage: Eukaryota; Fungi; Ascomycota; Sordariomycetes; Xylariales; Hypoxylaceae
Exons: 2
Coding region: 1-693 (230 amino acids)
Biological process (GO): cytokinin biosynthetic process
Cellular component (GO): cytosol
Molecular function (GO): hydrolase activity, hydrolyzing N-glycosyl compounds
Source: RefSeq, a predicted model, not a curated record
AUGACGUCCGGUCCGAACUCCAAUGCGACGCCAGCGCCGCGGGCCAAGAUCUGCGUUUACUGCGGUUCAUCCCCCGGCAACAACCCAGCAUAUCUAAAAGCAGCCCAGGAAUUAGGGAAGCUCAUGGCAGAAAAUAAUAUCGCCUUAGUGUACGGAGGCGGUACUGUAGGCUUAAUGGGGGAAGUAGCCAAAACCAUAGUAUCUAUAGCAGGUCCUGACGCAGUCCACGGUAUCAUACCCGAGGCCCUUGUAAAAUGGGAGCGCGAUGCGACGUAUUCGACUACUAAAGACGCCAAUGGCUACCACGUACCGGAGGAGCAGAUAUACGGCCGGACAACAGUUGUGAAAGAUAUGCAUACACGGAAACAGAUGAUGGCGCGGGAAGUAAUCGAAGGUGGCCCUGGCAGCGGCUUCAUCGCACUUCCCGGAGGUUAUGGCACGAUGGAAGAGCUUCUCGAGACGGCAACGUGGAACCAAUUAGGCAUCCACAACAAAGGUGUUUGCUUGUUAAACAUAAACGGUUUCUACAACGGUCUGACAGAGUGGAUCAAGACAGCCGUCCAGGAGGGGUUUGUGAAAGCUGGUAAUGCCGACAUCGUAGUCACGGCAGAAGAUGCUGCGGGUGCUCUGGCCGCUUUACGGGAGUACAAGGUUUCAGACGCGCGGUAUGGCUUGAACUGGGGAAGCGAAUGA